ACAAACACACAAAAAAAGACUUUUGCAUCACUCUCUCUCUCUCACUCACUAUCAAACAAGAAUAAUAGAAGCCACUUAUUCUUAAUAACAAAAUAAUACUUCCCUUUAAUAAACAAAAUAAAAAGCAUGUUAUGUAGUGGGGUUUUAGAUUUUUCAUAAUAUAUAUGUACAUAUAAUGAAAGCUUCUUACCUUUUGUUUGAAAAUCAUUCUUAGGGUUCUUCAUGACAUGAGGGAUCCUUGAGAGUUAUUUUUUUCUUUUUAUAUUUUGGAGUGAUGCAUGUUUUUUUGGCUUGAUUUUUGGAUUUCCCUUUCAUUUGGGUUUUUUAAAGAGAAAAAAAUUAAAGUUAGCUAUGAAUUUCGUCGCUUAAUUAUGUAUAGCUAAUAUAAUAUUUUCGUUAUUUUUAAGUAAGAUUAUUGACAUAUUUUAUUAUUUUAGGUACUAAAUUUUAUUUUCGUUAUUGCUAAGUAGGAUUAUUGACAUAUUUUAUUAUUUUAGGUACUAAAUUUAUGUGUCGCUAAUUUUUUUUUCGAUAGUGUUUCAAAUAAAGGUACUUUUUUUUUUCCUUUUUUAAUUUAUUAUUAUGGAGGGGAAUUAUGGAGAGGCUAUUGAGUGGGAUUGCCAAUUAUUUGAUGAAAAUGUUUUUAAUAAAAGUUUCCCCAAGCCUAGCAUUGCCCAACGCCGGGAAGAAAAAUGUGGUUUCAAUGCUUCCGGCAUGAGUACUCCGGCGAUGUCGCCACCACCGGAUAGGCAAACUUUUCUUACUAUACCACCGGGACUAGCUCCGACAGCAUUGCUUGACUCUCCGGUUAUGCUUUCGAAUCCACAGGCACCACAAUCUCCUACUACUGGAAGCUUUCAACAGUUCCCCAACUCGAUGUCCAGUACUCCUCCUCAUGUGGUCAUCAAUGCUAAUUGUCCAAUCAAGACUAAUAAUGUCAUUGAUCAUCAUCUUCAUCCCCUCUUAUUUCCAUCUUCAUCAAACACUCAAUCUCAGAUUACAUCGAGAUAUCAUGAAUUAGGUACCUUCAGUUCAGAUAUAAAGCAUGAAGAAAACAUGAGUGGAAUAAUUAACUUCACAAAUACUAGUAAGCAAGAAAAUUGCCAUCGUGCAAUGAAUCCAAAUAUUAGUAAUUCAAUCGGACCAGAUGAUGGAUAUUCUUGGAGAAAAUAUGGUCAAAAAACCGUCAAAGGUAGUGAAUUUCCUAGAAGCUACUAUAAAUGUACUGGACAAAAUUGCUCUGUGAAAAAAAAAGUAGAACGUUCACAAAAUGGAGAGAUCACAAAAAUUAUUUACAAUGGUGAACAUAAUCAUCAGAAAUCUCAACCUAUUCGACGUGCAAUAACAAGUUCCAAGUCCUAUGAUUUACCAGAAGAAAAGAAUGGUGGCUCAAAUAUGCAAUUUGAAGACAAUAAGAAUGUUAGCGCUCUUUCAUUAAUAUUAAAUCAUGCAAACAUUAAUAUGAAUCUAUUUGAAACUACUCGUGAGUCUUGUUCGCCACUUGUGAGUUGUGAGGAUGAAGAUGAAGAUGAAGAUGAAGAUGAGGUUAGAGCCAUAGAAGGGAUCAUUUCCGUCGAUGAUAAUGAAUUUGAGCAAAGGAGGAGAAGAGACUAUUGUUAUCCCGCUGAAAUGAAUUUAUCGUCGAGAACAACAAAAGAACCAAGAGUGAUCGUUCAAAUAGAGAGUGAGAUUGAUAUUCUUGAUGAUGGUUAUCGCUGGAGAAAAUAUGGCCAAAAAGUUGUGAAAGGCAACCCGAAUCCAAGGAGCUAUUACAAAUGUACAAGUCCAAGUUGUCCAGUAAGAAAACAGAUCGAAAGGGCACCCGAUGACAUUAAAUCAGUCAUCACAACAUAUGAAGGAAAACAUAAUCAUGAAGUUCCUUCAAUAAACAAGACAAAUGGUGCUACGGUUGGAAAUCAAACUUCACCUCUAAUUUCAAAUGAUAAAUCUUCUAUAUUGCCAUUUUCAGAAAGUCAUAAAAUUUCAAAUAUUGAAACGCAAGUACAAGAUUUUAACUUCCAAUUGGAAAGAAAGCCCUUUGGAUAUACAAGACCAAAUUUUGUUGAAAAUCAACUUAGUAACCUUCGAUGUGGACCCCUCUAUGACUUGAGAUUACCAUCUAACCUUCUAUCCUACAAUUCAUUUCUCUUUAAUUCUACACAAACAUCAAAUUCACUCCCAUUUAAUCUACAAAUGCCUGAUUUUUCAUUGCCCAAUAGAAUACCUCCUCCUGAUGAAUUUCAUUUUAAUGAUCUCCAAUAAACACCAAAUGGUGCUUAUAAUUCUAGUAAUAAGAAAUCAAAAGCUUAUUUACGAGAUCAACAAUAACCAUCUCUUGACAUAGGAAAUAAAAACUUAUUCAAGAGAUGAACAAUAACAAUAAAAAUUCAACAAUGAAACAUCUAUUUCAUUCUUCAGAUAUGUUAUGGACAAUUCUUCAGAUAUUGCACCUUCGAAAGAAGGUAAGAGUACUGAAAUGCUAAUAAAGAAAAAAAAGGAAUGGAAGAUGGAGAAAGGUUGAAACUAACAUAGUCUCAUUGUUUUUGGCUUUUAAAAAUGUUUCACGGAUUGAUUUCUAUGUUUUUAUUGUUUUUAACUCAUUUUUUGGUGAUGAACUCAUGUUGGAAUAAAAUCUACCCUUUUUUGUAUGUCA
Messenger RNA from Solanum lycopersicum (tomato), 2653 nucleotides. Its product is annotated as probable WRKY transcription factor 26. NCBI's taxonomy places the organism in Eukaryota, Viridiplantae, Streptophyta, Magnoliopsida, Solanales, Solanaceae. Gene Ontology annotation, molecular function: sequence-specific DNA binding; DNA-binding transcription factor activity. Gene Ontology annotation, biological process: regulation of DNA-templated transcription. The record is from RefSeq and is a predicted model, not a curated record.